Molecule: messenger RNA, 726 nt
Organism: Cryptococcus wingfieldii CBS 7118
Lineage: Eukaryota; Fungi; Basidiomycota; Tremellomycetes; Tremellales; Cryptococcaceae
Exons: 4
Coding region: 1-726 (241 amino acids)
Source: RefSeq, a predicted model, not a curated record
AUGGCACUCAACUUUACCAUCUUUGGCGGCGGCGGCAAGAUCAGCAAGCUCUUCACGUCCCAGGCCGUCAAGGCGGGCCACAAGGUCAACUCCAUCAUCAAGGACAACGCACACGAGGAAGAGCUCAAAGCGCUGGGAGCCACCACCCACAUUCUCCCUCUCGACAAGUCUACCGUGCCUUCCAUCUCUUCACUCUUCAACAAGGUCAGCCCUGACGUCGUUCUCUUUGCUGCCGGCGCCGGCGGGAAACCACCCGGGCCGGAGGAGAUCGACCACAAGGGCGCCGUCAAGGUCUUUGACGCCAUGGAAGAGGCUGGCAUCAAGAGACUGAUCAUCAUCGGAGCCGUGGCCGUCAGGUCCAAGAACUCCCCCGUGCCAGACUGGUACAAUGACCAGGACAAGGACACUGAGAGCAAGUUCUGGAAGGGUCUCGGUACCUACAUGGAGGCAAAGCUGGCAGCGGAGCUCAACCUCCAUAAGCGCACGGCGAUCGACUAUACCGUCCUGCGACCAGGAAGUUUGACUACCGAGCCCGCGGGAGGCGUCCAGCUUGGCCGCACUCACUUGACACCUACUUCUCGAGAGCUGGUUGCCCAGACCGCCCUUGCGGUGGCUACUACACCCGGCACAGAAGGUCUUACUAUCGAUGUCAUUGACGGCAGUGGUGAGCUCAAGUCAGAGCUGAAGAAGGUUGUCGACGGAAAGAUCGACUCCUGGGUCGGUUAG